Colletotrichum destructivum is the source of this 789-nucleotide messenger RNA. RefSeq lists its product as uncharacterized. The coding region runs from base 1 to 789 and encodes 262 amino acids. The record is from RefSeq and is a predicted model, not a curated record. Gene Ontology annotation, biological process: biosynthetic process; amino acid metabolic process. Gene Ontology annotation, molecular function: pyridoxal phosphate binding; L-aspartate:2-oxoglutarate transaminase activity. Lineage: Eukaryota; Fungi; Ascomycota; Sordariomycetes; Glomerellales; Glomerellaceae. The transcript is spliced from 2 exons.
AUGUCCCCUCUGCAGGGCCGGCGAAGAAGUCGCGCAAUAUCCAAACCGCACUACGGCUACAACAAGGUAAAUGAAUGGAAUCCUACGACUUCCAGGUGCCCAGCUAGCUGGCGGCGAGUUCUUUGCGUCGUUGCAUCAUGGUAUUGUCGGUUGUACGGCGAGCGCGUCGGUGCGCUGCACGUCGUCUGCUCAGGCGCCCAUCUCUUGCCUGGCGUCGAGUCGGAGCUGCUGUUUCGGCUGAUUCGAUCGGAGCACUCGACCAACCCACUGUUCGGGGCGAGACUCGUCACGAUUGUCCUGGGUGAUCCUGAGUUGCGGCAAGACUGGGAAGCCGAGCUCGGGGAGAUGCGUGCGAGGCUGAAAGGUCUCAGGUCAAGUCUCGUCAGCAAGUUCAGGGAGCUUGAGGUAAGACUUUCUGUUUGCUUGCUCCUGGCAAACCUCGCUGUUAGGCGGCUUACAGUCCUCUUGACACCUGGAGACCGGAGCUUCAUCAGCCGGGAAAAGGGACUAUUCGCCGUCCUGCCCUUGUCGCCGGACAUCUGCAGAGAACUGGCGCAAAAGCACCACAUCUACAUAGUGCCGAACGGGCGCAUUAACAUCUCCGGCCUCAAGGCGCAAGCUAUCGCAAGGUUAUGUGAACUAGUCGAUGCAGCAGUCCGGCGGCUGAUGACAUCCGCAGUGAACAGCGCAAACGAAGUAGCUCCAAGACAGACUAGGUUUAUGUAUAUACAUUCAAACAUACAAUUUAUUACACCUAUGAGCAAAGUUUACAUAGCUACUAAAGUAUGA